AUGACGUGUGAGUAUACGAGCAUUAGGGAAUAUGAAGCAUCUCUCAGAAGAAUACUCAACUUCAUCAACGAACAACCCCAGCCAAAGCAGAUACGGUAUUCGGCUUCCAAAAACGACAACGACGCCGAAUGCCUCCCCACAUUCAAGCAUUUCCACCGAUUUCUGUUGGGUGUACUUGCAGGAACAAUCGUUGGGUCACCUUUGAGAAUCGACGAAGCGGAAGGAUCGCGAUUCGAGACACGGGACAAGGCGAUGCGGAUUAUUUUAGGAAGAGACAUCGUGAAACAGCUGAACCAAGCCAGAGAGAAAGCUCAGCAGUAUCGAUGA
Molecule: messenger RNA, 327 nt
Organism: Cooperia oncophora
Lineage: Eukaryota; Metazoa; Nematoda; Chromadorea; Rhabditida; Trichostrongylidae
Source: the annotation of a GenBank genome assembly